GGUCACCACUGCGGUCAAUACUACAGCGCCUCUCACGACUCAUAUACCCGUCAGUGUGACUGCCGACUGGCUGAAUUAUUACUACUUAUUUAGCCGUACGCACAGGUGACAGACACCGGGGGACAGAGAUGGCUGGAGCGGCGGCACCGAAGCGGCAGGACACCCGGAAGUUUUUCGAGAAUCUGUCCGGCGCUGGUAAAUCCAUCGCAGUGCUGACCAGCGGAGGAGAUGCCCAAGGUAUGAACGCGGCCGUCCGGGCCGUCGUCCGAAUGGGCAUCUACGUCGGAGCGAAGGUCUACUUCAUCCACGAGGGGUACCAGGGGAUGGUGGAUGGUGGAGACAACAUCAAAGAGGCAACGUGGGAAAGUGUCUCCAGCAUGCUGCAAGUGGGCGGGACAGUCAUCGGCAGCGCCCGCUGUAAAGAGUUUCGUACCCACGAGGGCCGUCUGAGGGCUGCACACAACCUCGUUCAGAGGAGCAUCACCAACCUGUGUGUGAUUGGUGGAGACGGCAGCUUGACCGGAGCCAACCUGUUCAGAGAGGAGUGGAGCGGCCUGUUGGAUGAGCUUCAGCAGCAAGGUCUGAUUAAUGAGGAGGCAGCCCGCAGUAACUCGGAGCUCCACAUCGUCGGCAUGGUCGGCUCCAUCGACAACGACUUCUGCGGCACCGACAUGACCAUCGGCACCGACUCGGCGCUGCACCGCAUCAUCGAGGUGGUGGACGCCAUCAUGACCACCGCUCAGAGCCACCAGAGGACAUUUGUGCUGGAGGUCAUGGGCAGGCACUGUGGAUACCUGGCUUUGGUCAGUGCCCUGGCAUGUGGAGCUGACUGGGUGUUUAUCCCUGAAAUGCCUCCUGAAGAUGGCUGGGAGGACAGCAUGUGUCAGAAACUGUCUGAGAACCGCGCUGAUAAGAAAAGGCUGAACAUUAUUAUUGUAGCUGAAGGUGCCAUAGAUUGCCACAACAAGGCUAUAACUCCUGAUUAUAUCAAGGAUCUGGUAGUCCGCUGCCUGGGUUUUGACACCAGGGUCACCAUCUUAGGCCAUGUGCAGAGAGGUGGAACCCCCUCUGCCUUUGACAGGAUCCUGGCUAGUCGUAUGGGCGUGGAGGCGGUGCUGGCGUUAUUGGAAGCCUCUACCAACACCCCGGCUUGCGUUGUGUCACUGGUCGGCAACCAAGCUGUCCGACUACCACUUAUGGAGUGUGUUCAGAUGACCCAAGAAGUCCAGAAGGCCAUGGAUGAGAAGAAGUUUGAAGAGGCAGUGAGACUGCGUGGCAGGAGCUUUGAAAACAAUCUGAGCACCUACAGACUCCUCUCCUACCGGAAAGCAGACUCCGAACUUCCAAAUAGCUCCUUCAACGUGGCGGUGUUGAACGUCGGUGCGCCCGCAGCGGGUAUGAACGCCGCCGUGCGUUCUGCCGUCAGAGUGGGAAUCACCGAAGGCCACAAAAUGUUUGCGGUCAGCGACGGCUUCGAGGGAUUCUACAAGGGACAGAUCAAGGAGAUCAAAUGGGGAGAUGUAGGUGGUUGGACUGGCCAGGGAGGGUCCCUGCUAGGGACAAAAAGAACUCUUCCAGGAAAACAUCUGGAUAAAAUCGCUGAGCAGAUGAGGAUCCACAACAUUAACGCUCUGCUCGUCAUCGGUGGAUUCGAGGCCUACGUGGGAUUACUGGAACUUUCUACUGCUCGGGACAAAUAUAACGAGUUCUGCGUGCCCAUGGUUAUGGUCCCCGCCACCGUCUCCAACAACAUACCCGGUUCAGACCUCAGCAUUGGCUCAGACACGGCUCUGAACGCCAUUACUGAUACAUGUGACCGCAUCAAGCAGUCAGCCAGCGGCACCAAGCGGCGGGUCUUCAUCAUCGAGACCAUGGGGGGCUACUGUGGCUACCUGGCCACCGUUGGCGGUCUGGCUGCAGGCGCCGACACGGUCUACAUCUACGAGGAGCCCUUCGACAUCCGGGACCUGCAGGCCAACGUGGAGCAUCUGACGCAGAAGAUGAAGACGAGCAUCCAGAGGGGUUUAGUGCUCAGGAAUGAGAACUGCAACGAGAACUUCACCACUGACUUCAUCUACCAGCUGUACACCGAGGAGGGACGAGGAGUGUUUGACUGCAGGAAGAAUAUCCUUGGACAUAUGCAGCAGGGAGGAGCUCCAUCUCCAUUUGAUAGAAACUUUGGCACCAAAGUUGCUGCUAAAGCCAUCCAGUGGAUCACACGGACGCUCAAGGAGUCUUACAAAGGAGGGAGAGUGUUCGCUAACUCGGAGGACACCGCCUGCCUGUUGGGGAUGCGUCGCAGAGCCAUGGUCUUUCAGCCCGUGUCACAGCUGCAGAGCGAGACUGACUUUGUCCACAGGAUCCCGAAGGAGCAGUGGUGGCUGAAGCUCCGUCCGCUGAUGAAGAUCCUGGCCAAGUACAAGACGAGCUACGACGUGUCCGACUCCGGCCAGCUGGAACACGUGACCCGGUUCCGACCUAAAGAGACCAACACCAUGUCGGCCAUCUGAACCGCCGCGCUACUGCCAGAGAACACCUUCACUCCGACAAGAAAAACAGCUUCACAAAAAACAGUGACAGCUACUCACACAAUGACUGACUGAGCGCCGAUCGACACGAGACAAAUUUAAGUUAGAUUUUAAAGGAUAGAAGGAAAUUUUAAAGAAGUUAUUAUGAACGGUAGAGUCUUGGUACUCUUCAGAAGGGAUCUUCUAUAUUUUAGAUGAUGAAAUUUGAACGUAGCGGUUUGGAAUAGAGCUCUUUAUAGGAAGUAGUUUCAACUAGCUAGCAUAGCAUUUUCAAGAUCCCCAAUUAAAGUUAUUACAUACUGUAUAUGCACUCCUAAUCAUGUACUGUAUUCAAGUUUUAGUCCUGAAAUUGUAGCUAUAUCUGAAUUUUUUUUUUUUUAAGCGACCUAGCUGUGAAUUCAGUAAGGCUGAGGCGAUCCAUCAGAAGUCUAGCUUUUGUCAUUUUUCUUAUUUUCUACAGCACUUUGAGCCCCGUCGUUAACAUAAAACCCCACAAGCUGCUUAUAAAAAGAGAGAAUAUAUGUAUCGAGAGGGUCACACGCUGUCCGUCUAAAAGCCUGUUCACACCGAGGAUAAAUUAUCUACCAUCUUGAUUGUAAAAUGUGACUCCCAGAGGUUUAGUGAAGCUUUAAGAUGAGCCAGCUGUGUGUGUCCUGUCACCUGCUACUUUAAAUGUGUGUAUGAAUGUGUGUGUGUGUGUUGUGUUGUUGCCGCCUUUGCUGUUUGUAUCCACCCCUGGGCUUUGUACGUGGCAUCCUAUAGUGGUUAUUUGUGAGUAGGGUCCUGCUGGUGCUGUAGUUUGGCAGUGAAGUGGAGAAUGUCUGAAACUGUACGCAACAUUAACUUUAUGUGCUGGCAGUGUGACGUGAGUGUCCUGUCGCAGAGUAAUAAAGCAUUUAUUGUGUGAAAAAGUC
Thunnus maccoyii (southern bluefin tuna) is the source of this 3442-nucleotide messenger RNA. RefSeq names its product ATP-dependent 6-phosphofructokinase, platelet type-like. Gene Ontology annotation, molecular function: fructose-6-phosphate binding; ATP binding; 6-phosphofructokinase activity. NCBI's taxonomy places the organism in Eukaryota, Metazoa, Chordata, Actinopteri, Scombriformes, Scombridae. The transcript is spliced from 22 exons. The record is from RefSeq and is a predicted model, not a curated record. Bases 129 to 2510 code for a protein of 793 amino acids. Gene Ontology annotation, biological process: fructose 6-phosphate metabolic process; fructose 1,6-bisphosphate metabolic process; canonical glycolysis. Gene Ontology annotation, cellular component: 6-phosphofructokinase complex; cytoplasm; membrane.